This is a messenger RNA of Loxodonta africana (African savanna elephant), 3349 nucleotides long. It is a transcript of the gene SLC39A2, whose product is annotated as solute carrier family 39 member 2. Gene Ontology annotation, cellular component: plasma membrane. Bases 1095 to 2024 code for a protein of 309 amino acids. Gene Ontology annotation, biological process: zinc ion transmembrane transport. Lineage: Eukaryota; Metazoa; Chordata; Mammalia; Proboscidea; Elephantidae. Gene Ontology annotation, molecular function: zinc ion transmembrane transporter activity. The transcript has 4 exons. The record is from RefSeq and is a predicted model, not a curated record.
AAGAAGUCUGCUGCUUCUGUCAGGGACCAGGACUUCCCAGGGAAGGCCACCUGGGAUAGUGGGGAUAGCCACCCCCAGCUCCCUGAGAACUGGCUCAGCAGGUCUUAGGGUUGUUACGCAGGCCACCUGAACAGGAGAACCAGCAGCUGCACAGGCUCGAUUUUUUUCUAAUUCCCCUUCCGUCUUCCCCAGGGCCCCGCGGCUACCCUGGAGUUUACCACAUACGUUUGCCUCAAGUUGAUCCCGUCAGGACCGAAUAUCCCGUCUCCACACUUGUAUGCGUACGUUUCUCAGUUUCCCCAUAGGCUUUGCAGCUUCAGGGCUAGAGCAGCUUCCCCUGUCUCACAGCUCUCAGUCCCUCUCCUGCAGUCCAGGAUACUAGGGCACAGUGGGAAGUUGUGAUAGCAUCAGUGUUCUAAUACUAGAAAUCUUCACUUUCCAUUAAACAUUUCCAUGCCUGGAGCUGUUUUUCUGGGGUUACAGGAAAGUGGAAUUCCCUCACCUAGUCAGCACAGAGUAGUGCCUGUGCCACCUCAGCCCCACCUCCUCAUUACCCCUAGGUGGCCCCAAAUCCCCUCUGAAAGGGUACAGUUCAAGUAUCAGCAUGGCCACCUAUAAGGUUUGGGAUGGGGUGGAGAGGGUAUGGGAGGCUUAGAUCAAAUGUCCUGAGCGAAGCAAGACUGGAUUGUCCCCAACACAAAACAGCCUAGACUCCCAUUUUGGGCUAGACCAGCCCCAGGCAUGAACUAAGACUGUUCGAGCCCUUGGAUUAGUCACAGCAUUGAAACAGAGGAGAAAGUACACAGCACUGCGUUGUGCCUGGCAGGGCGUCUGGAGUUUCUGGUUUUGAAGCUCAGGAAGGCGUGAGACAGGGGAGGGGCCUCCAAGGAGGGGAGGGCAGGAAGCCGGAGCAGGGCCCUAGUCAGCUGUCAACACUGCGUAAACAGGCCAGCCAAACAGAAAGAAUACCGAGAGUCUCCUGAAGCUCAGGGCUGAGUGGACUCCAGCCUUAACCACCUGAGAUAGCACUCCUGCUCCAAAGACUAUAACUCCAUCUGUCAUCCUGGGACCUCUGCUUGUCCUGCAUCCCAGGGAUGGAGCUGCUACUAGGAGUGAAAAUAGGCUGUCUGUUUUCCCUGCUGUUGCUCACCCUGGUCUGUGGCCUUAUUCCCAUCUGCUUCAAAUGGUUCCAGAUUCAUGCAGCCACAGGUCGUCACCGCCGGGUCCUCAGCUUCCUGGGCUGUACUUCUGCGGGUGUUUUUCUGGGAGCUGGGCUCAUGCACAUGACCGCUGAAGCCCUGGAGGGAAUUGAAUCAGAGCUCCAGAGGUUCAUGGUACAGAACAGAACAGAAAAUGGGGGAAGUUCUUCUAAUGCUGCUGAUUCAGCUCAGGAGGAGUAUCCCUACGGAGAGCUCAUCAUCUCCCUGGGCUUCUUCCUGGUCUUCCUUCUGGAGUCGCUGGCAUUGCAGUGCUGCCCUGGGGCUACUGGACAAUCAGCAAUGCAGAAGGAGGAAUGGCGUGGGGCUCAUGGCCUUGAACUCCACAGCCAUGGACAUCUACCCUCACCCUCACGGGGUCCUCUUCGAGCCCUCAUCCUCUUGCUGUCACUGUCUUUUCACUCUGUGUUUGAGGGUCUAGCUGUGGGACUCCAGCCAACAGUGGCAGCUACCCUGCAGCUCUGUCUUGCUGUCCUGGCUCACAAGGGGCUCAUAGUGUUUGGUGUCGGACUGCGGCUGGUACAGGUAGGCACUGGACCACGAUGGACCAUGUUCUCCAUAAUGGCAUUAGCUCUCAUGUCCCCCCUGGGCCUCACUCUAGGGCUGGCUGUGGCUGGAGGGGACCCUGAAAAGGGGUGGGGCUUAGCCCAGGCAGUGUUAGAGGGAGUAGCAGCUGGCACCUUCCUGUAUGUCACCUUCCUAGAAAUUCUGCCCCGGGAAUUAGCUGCUCCUGAGGCCCCUCUGGCCAAGUGGGGCUGUGUAGCUGCUGGCUUCGCCUUCAUGGCCUUUAUUGCCUUGUGGGCAUGAGAGAUUCCUGACUUUCCUGAUGGACUUAUCUAGGAUGAUACCUCCUGAAUGGCUUUGGCCCUCAGCUAUUUCUCCAGUGAGACUAAGUGGCAUUCACUAGGCAUCAUCCUAAUAGACUACAUCCCAGCUUUUCCUUACAUGAGAUCCCAUUUCUCACCCAGGAUUGAGAAAGGGAUGUUUAGGUUGAGUGCCUAUAAGUCAGAGAAUAUAAUAUAUAAAGUCUGUCACUCCAGAUUUGACUCUUGUCCCAUUUAUGCCACUGUGGUAAUAAAAGGUCCAUUUUACCCUUCCCCUUCAGCCAUGCUGUACUUCACUUCUCCUGGUUGCCUACAAGCUGCCAGGUCCAGAGUGGGGUGUGGGAAGGGCAAGUAUUGGGUGUGGUAUUUUCUUCUGGAAUCAGGACCCCUAGCCAUUCUACCAUAGCUACAGGCCGUGCAUUGUUGAAAUUCCAACAACCCUCCCACCUUAGUCACAGGUGUUGAGAAACCAAGUCAGAGUUCCCAGCACUUAGAGUGAAAGUAGAUUUUAAAAAUAGGAAGCAUGAGAUUUAAAUCUUUUUCCUACACUAACUAUGCCCACUGCACUGUCAGUACCUAUUGUCACACCCCAACACACUCCCAAAGGCCCAACAGAAUCUCAAGAUCAGGCUAAAUGGAGGCUAUUUCCAUCUGGUUCCUAUUUUUCACACUGAGCCCUUUGUGGCCUCAGGGACAUUAGUGCUCUUCUCUGAGCCUCUGUCUCUUUCCAGCUGCCUCGUGCUGGGGGAUUAAGAAGCAGUGUGUUUGGAGAGGGAGAGAGGCGCCAGAUAAAUAAAUGCCAAGGGUGAUUAGUUGCCUCAAUCACAACUUUCUACCCGCCCUGCCCCAACCCUGCCACUGUGCCUCUGGCCUCUCCCCACUGCAGCACUUGUCUUUCAAUGUGAGUAACCCUUAAAAUGUGUUGGUUCUCUUAAGAACUGUUAAGGGUAAAUAUGACAGCAGAUUAUCUAGAAUUGAGGAGUAGGAUGACCGUUGCCUAGCCUCUGACCCAUGAGAUGGAGCAGUAUCUCAGACUUGGUGGGGAGACAGGAGAAGGAGAAAUUGUGCCCUGUGAACUCAUUCACCCUCACCAGUUUGCCCCUUCUAAUAUUGUCAGUGUGGAAGCCCAAGAUUCCUUAGCGUGGACAAGGUCUCCCGAGCUUCAUUCUUGUCUCAGCCUACAUCUCCCUUCCAUCCUGUUCCCCUCCCCACUAUGUAAGAGAUAAAGGUCUCCUCACAAGCCCAGCCUACACAGCCAGGGAUGAGUGAGAAGGUAAGUUUCAGGCCAAAAAAAAAAAAAAAGAGAAG